CGCCGCCAGAGUUUAGCGAACGGUCGCCGUUGCGGCGGGAGGGGGGGCUGCGUUCGCUUCCCGAGGCGGCUGAGGUCCGCGGAUGGUGCGGAGAAGCCGCCUUAACGAGGGCCCUCCUCCUCACGCCGUGCCGGGCCUUCUCCGCCCCACCGGCGAGCCGCUUACCUGACUCGGCCCAAGAGCAAGAUGGCUCACAGCCAGACUAAGAAACGCAGGAGGAGUCGAAGUGAUUCCCGGAGUCGAAGUGAUUCCCGGAGCCGACGAGACAAGGAGGAAGAUAAGAAAAGGAGGAAGAGUAGCAAAGAUUCCCGAGAGAGGAAGAGCCGAUCCCCGGCAAGCAAAAAAGAAUCUGAACCCCAGGAAUUCAGGAUGAGUUUAUCCUCUUCCAAAGACGUGAAAAAGAAGAAGAAAACGAAGAAGAAAAGGAAGAGGAAGGACAGCAGCUCCUCUUCCUCCGAGACCAGCUCUUCUUCCUUCUCCUCUUCCAAAUCGGCCUCCUCUUCCAGCGCCUCUUCGGACGGGUCCGGCGACAACAAGCCCAAAUCCGAAAAGAAAAAGCAGAGGAGGAAGAAAGCAUCCAAAGGGAAAGAUAAGAAGCGGAGAAAACGAAAAGAGAAAAAGAAGAAGAAGAAAGCCAAGAAGGAAAAGGGAAAAGAGGAGGGACCUAAGAAGGAGGAGGCCCCCGGCCCUUCGCUGGACCAGUGGCAGAAGGAGGCUGGGUCGGAUUCUGGACCUGCCCUCACGGACGAGCAGAAAUUCCGCAUCCAGGCCAUGAAGCCGAUGACGAAAGAGGAAUGGGACGCCCGCCAGAGCGUUAUACGGAAAGUCCUCGACCCCGAAACAGGCCGAAUGAGACUUAUUAAGGGCGACGGAGAGAUCUUGGAGGAGAUUGUCACGAAAGACCGGCAUAAAGAAAUAAACAAGCAAGCUAAUCGGGGCGAUGGACUUUCGUUCCAGAUGAAAAUGGGGAUGUUGCAGUAACGGAGCAGACCCCGAAAUGGCAAAGAUGAUCCGGUGGCUGUUUGCAAAAGGUUUUGCCCCAACGAGGCAUGUCCAGGUGCCAGAAGGCAGGCCCAGGCCACGCUGCCCAAGCCUUUGCGGGGGGGGGGCUCUCCCCCUCCCUUUCUGCCCCAAGGGCUCCUUGAUUUCCCCAGGGGCCGGUCUCUUCAGCUUCUCAUCCAGCUGAGGUUAGGGAAUGUAAUUCCACCAGGUUCUCCUUGUGGGGUGCAGGGGGGGAAAGAGAGAGAGAGAGAGGAUGCAGGAGAAAAGAAAAGAAAAGAACCCCUAACAAAUUCAGGGCUGUUUUUGAUGGGGGCGCUUCCCAAGGGAUUUCUUGCAGCUAGAGAGGCCGCUGAUCUCCCUCGUCCGUAAUUUUGAGGAUCUGGGAGGGAAGUCGAGCAAAGGAGCAACUCCCCGUCACGCUGAGAAAAAAAAUGCCCAGCCUUGCCAAGCGAUGCAAAACCCUCCCAUCAGAGCCUGGGCUACCGCAACGGCUCCAUACCAGCAAGGAGAAUGACUCAUCCUCCCCCUGGUCUGGCUGCCGGAGGAGGAGAGAGCUCAGGCCUACGGGGUCUCCUUCAAUCCACCUGGCAUUGCGCCACUCCCCUUCCCCUCUCCCUAACCCCCCCACCCCCAGCAAGGAGGCCCAAGAGCUUCAGGGGAACCUGGAAUGAGACCACCUGGCCCAAUUCUCCGGCUGCCUCAGUUCCUCUCCUUCCAGGCACAGGUGAUUCACCUCGCCUUUGAAGGGUACAGUGGCUUCCCGGCCAGUCGGGGGAAGAUUAAAGAGCCGUUUAGGGGUUUCCAGAUGGGCCGAUUCUUGAUUUUGGGCUACGGGAGAAGGUUGGUUGGACCCCAACGAAUGCCUGGAAGGUUGCCAGCUGCUCAGUCCCGGUGUGGGAUUUGAUUUCAGCUUCUGCUAGUGAGAAAGGCAAAAGAUGGCGUUGUAAGCUCGCAAGAAGAGGCCUGGCAAAACCUACCGUCUCUGCCUGGGCUGUUCGUUUAAUUCUGCAUUAGUUGCUGCGGGUUUUAAUUUUAAAUUCUCUCCUUCUCCUUCCAUCCUUCUCCUCUUUCUCUUCUUCCCAUGCUCCUCCUCCUUUUCCUUCCAUCCUUUUCCUUCCACCCUUCUUUCUCCUCUUCCUUUCAUUCUUUUCUUCCUUUUCUUCUUCUCUUCCUUCCAUCGUCUUCUUUCCUGCUAUUCUUAUCCUUUCUCCUUCUCUUCCUUUCCUUCUUCUCCUUCCAUCUUUCUCCUUUUCUUCUUUUCUCUUUCCUUCUUUUUUGUCUUCCACCCUCCUUUUCCUGCUCUUUCUCUCCUUCCAUCCAUCUCCUCCUCCUCUUCUGGCCAGAGAGCAUUCACAGUCAAUCAUUCAUUCUCGGAUAGCCACUUUGUGCAAUUUGCACAUAACCUUCCUUAACGGGCAAGAGAUUCCCCCCUUCUUUCCAAUCCCUCCCGCUUUCAAUCUUGCCUGGCCUGUUCACCCUACCGGUACAAAACUGGGUUACGCACAGGCCCAGCGGAACUAUGCACCGGCCAAUUCGUAGCCUCCUCUGGCAAUCAAACAGUUGCUCAGCUACCUUGUGUAAACUCUGUUCCCCACUGCAAGCAGUUAAUUAUUAAUCCGUUCUUGGAACAGGCCACGCAAUUCACCCCAGAGGGAAAUCAAACAGACGCAUGCGAGAGAAAAUACGGUAGCCGGCAUGUGUUUAAAAUUCUGCAGGGCAUCCCAUCCUGCAGAGGAAAUCGUGCUGGUUUCCAAAGCACCACUAAAGGCAGAUUUAAUAUUCUUCCUUUGAAAUUCGCCAAAUGAAACUGUUCUUAUUUAAUUUUUUUUUUUUUUUUGGUUAAUUUGGCUGGAUUGUAUGUACCCUUUGCAUGUGUCGUUCUCUUUUUCAAAACUGCAAGCUCUUAAAAAGAAGAAUCCAGACGGUCCAAGGCAAUCAAUAUUGUGCCACCUGUCCAACUGGGAAAUGCUUGUACAGGGUGCUGAUGUAGCUAAUUGAACUAAUUAAAGCAGUCUUCUGAACCAC
Pseudonaja textilis is the source of this 3027-nucleotide messenger RNA. RefSeq names its product ARF like GTPase 6 interacting protein 4 (gene ARL6IP4). NCBI's taxonomy places the organism in Eukaryota, Metazoa, Chordata, Lepidosauria, Squamata, Elapidae. The record is from RefSeq and is a predicted model, not a curated record.